Hyaloscypha bicolor E is the source of this 804-nucleotide messenger RNA. Its product is annotated as HET-domain-containing protein. Lineage: Eukaryota; Fungi; Ascomycota; Leotiomycetes; Helotiales; Hyaloscyphaceae. The transcript has a single exon. The annotation marks the transcript as partial. The record is from RefSeq and is a predicted model, not a curated record.
AUGAGACUUAUUCACACAGAGAAGCGUGAAGUCCACGAUUUCCUGGAUGCUCUUAGCAUCCCACGAUAUGUGGCUCUUUCAUACUCCUGGGCAGCGGACGAAGUUGGACGCGGGGAUCUGAGAGACACCAGUCUGGCUUCCGAGAAGUUAAGCCUCCAGAAACUCAAGGAAUUCUGUCGAGAAGCUGGUAAUCUCAGCUUCGAAUGGCUUUGGGUUGAUACUGUAUGUGUGGAUCGUUCCUCGACUGCAGAGCUCUCUGAAGCUAUAAACUCGAUGUUCAAGUGGUUUCGACAAAGCGGUGCUUGCAUUGUCUAUCUCAGCGACGUUGACUAUGUUGGCAAUGUGCAAGAGCAAGAGAAGAAUAUUCGACAGAGCCGGUGGAUGCGAAGAUCUUGGACUCUUCAGGAACUCAUCGCCCCCAAGAACAUGUAUUUUUAUGCCGCAAACUGGAUGAUGAUAGGCACGAAAGAGUCUCUUUUACCUCUUCUCUCCGAAGUCACUCAGGUUGACAAAGCUGUCUUGGAGAAUGCAGACCAUCUCUCGGAUUACUCCAUCGGAAGGAUAAUGUCCUGGGCUGCGAAUCGCGAGGCUCGACGAGUUGAGGAUAUCGCAUAUUCACUACUUGGCCUAUUUGGAGUGAGUAUGCCCGUCAUAUACGGCGAAGGGCAUACGGCGUUUACACGACUACAAGAAAAGAUCUUCCAGAGAACAGACGACGCUACUUUGUUUGCCUGGCAGUCAUCCAACAGCAAUCAUAUGUACCGUGGCCUAUUUGCACAAUCUCCUUUUGAAUUCGCUCAUUUU